Molecule: messenger RNA, 1488 nt
Organism: Dicentrarchus labrax (European seabass)
Lineage: Eukaryota; Metazoa; Chordata; Actinopteri; Moronidae
Gene: tmem234
Product: transmembrane protein 234
Exons: 5
Coding region: 172-606 (144 amino acids)
Source: RefSeq, a predicted model, not a curated record
CGUCGUCUUAACAUCGUACGGUUGCUAGAUUUUAUUUUAAUAAUUUGUAAUUUAAGUUAUUAUAAAUUACCUUAUUGAAUAAACAGAUUUGAAACUGUCUAUUUAAAGAAUGUUCACUAACACCGGAGCUGAAUACCAGUCUUGAAUGCGACCUUAAAGCGACUGUUUACGAUGGUGACCGUAGUGGAGCUGCUGAGUCUCCUGCUGGUGUCGGUGCUGUGGGGCUGCACCAACCCUCUUCUGAAGAGAGGCACAGAGGGGAUAGAAAAUGUGACCAAGACCAACAGGGUCUCACAGCUGCUGGCUGAGGUCAAGUUCCUUUUCUUAAACCUCAAGUACCUGGUCCCAUUUCUGCUUAACCAGAGUGGCUCUUUGGUCUACUAUUAUACACUCUCCACCACAGAGCUAUCGCUUGCAGUUCCCGUUGCCAACUCUCUCACCUUCCUUUGCACUCUGCUCACUGGCAAGUUAUUGGGUGAAGAGUUUGGAGGCAAACAGGCUGUCGCGGGAAUGUUCCUCACCAUGGCUGGCAUCACUCUGUGUGUUAUAAGCUCCGUUGUUGACAAAGACUCUGGGAAGCUGAAUAUGACGCAGGCCGUACAAUAACACAAAUCAGGAUUAAAGCAAAUUCUCCUACGCCUUCAAGUGAUUCCUCAGCAGGAAAGGAAAGGAAAGGAAAGGAAAGGAAAGGAAAGGAAAGGAAGGCCGAAGCAGAGUCGGAGCAGACCUAGAGGGGGGUCGUUUUAGAUUCAGACGGCGACUCCUUAGAGCAACGGUUCUGGUGGGAGAAUUGUGCCUAAAUGAACUCAGCGUGAGCUUCAAAAGACCUGUCCAGAAACUCUUACACCAAGUUCAAGGGGAAGUGGGUUCAUGCGGGGUUCACCUCAAGGCUAGACUAGAUUUAUGGCACUUGCAUAAAAGUUGGCGGUUGUUAACUUUUAGCACUCUGCUGCCCCGCCAUGUGACUGGCAUCUGCAUAAAUGCUAUAGAGGCCACAUACAAAUAAGGCUGGGGGUUUGAAAUGGACCAAUUAGAUCUAACCUCCCGGUUUUAACAGGGACAUUUUACUGCAGCUGCCUUCUGUACACUGUGGUGUGUGUGUUUGGGGAGUAACAGGACACGGGAGAGGACAAAUUGCUGUGUAGCUCGAGCAUAAAGCUGUUUUUCAUACUUAUUUUCCUCUGGCCCUCCUUCUCCCCCUGCUGGCUUGUAUAAACGAUGUAUUACUUAGGACGAUAUACCACUGCUAUUUUCUUUUGCAAAGAAAGGACUUAGUUGUUAGGAGUGAGUGACCUUGUUGUGUGCACAAACAUCUGAACAAGUUGUACAGAGUUCAGAAAUAACAGUAACGUACAUAGUAAUAUAUAUCUUUUAUUCUCACAGUAUUUAAUUGACACAAAUCACUGUACAGAUGACUUUACUAUUGUUGCAUCUAUUUAGCUUGUGAUGUGGCUGAUAUUUUAUUAAUAAAUUGUUGGCUAAACACGA